Molecule: messenger RNA, 589 nt
Organism: Pseudonaja textilis
Lineage: Eukaryota; Metazoa; Chordata; Lepidosauria; Squamata; Elapidae
Source: RefSeq, a predicted model, not a curated record
CCUUGCGGACGCAGGCACGGCUUAAGGGGAGACGUCCACCGGUGCGACCCCGCCGUUGCAGGGAGCCACAGCUGCAGUUUGACUCUCUUGCAGAUGUUCUCCACCGAUCCUUACGUGCUCAACGUGACAGCCGUGAAUCCUCUGGGGACAGCGAGCGAUUUCUUUCUGGUCUCCCUGGAUCAGAUCAUCCAGCCAGACCCUCCAGAAAAUGUAACGGUCUCGCCGAUCCCAGGGAAGAAAAAAAUGCUGCUUGUACGAUGGGAGGCUCCCAGCUCCUGGUUAUAUCCUGAAUAUUUUCCCCUGCAAUAUAUCAUCCGUUAUUCGAGAGAUGGAUCCAGGCUUAGCCGAACGACCAGGCCUAUUGAGCAAACUUCCUUUAACCUCACCGGGAUCCGUUCUGGCGUAACCUACCACAUCCAAGUAGCUGCAAAAGACUUCCUGGACAAUGGGGAGUACAGCGCCUGGAGUCUUCCGGCCUCUGGCACGUCCUGGGAGCCUGAGUGAGGGCCAAAGAGGGUGGACUUUGUAAUACUUGAAACAUGGUAUUUGUAAUACUGCUGCGCUGGCUAAUUACACAUAGGUUUUCUUG